This is a messenger RNA of Cyprinodon tularosa, 1504 nucleotides long. Its product is annotated as acidic leucine-rich nuclear phosphoprotein 32 family member E-like. Lineage: Eukaryota; Metazoa; Chordata; Actinopteri; Cyprinodontiformes; Cyprinodontidae. The transcript has 6 exons. The record is from RefSeq and is a predicted model, not a curated record. Gene Ontology annotation, cellular component: nucleus. Gene Ontology annotation, biological process: regulation of apoptotic process. Gene Ontology annotation, molecular function: phosphatase inhibitor activity; histone binding. Bases 124 to 951 code for a protein of 275 amino acids.
GCACAGCAGCGAACAUGGAGGUUUAGUUGUCGUCUAAUGGCCGCUGGAGAAGGAGAGCUUCACUGAGUCUGUGUUCAUCCGUUUCUUAGUUAUACUUUUUAUUCACUUUGUUAGAACUUCACUAUGGAGAUGAAAAAGAGAGUGACUCUGGAGCUGAGGAACAGGAAUCCCUCAGAGGUGGUGGAGCUGGUGGUGGACAACUGUCGCUCUGCCGACGGAGAGGUGGAGGGUCUAACAGACGAGUUCUCGGCGCUGGAGAUCCUCAGCAUGGUGAACAUCGGACUCAGCUCGCUGGCCAAGCUGCCCUCUCUCCCCAAACUCAGAAAGCUGGAGGUGAGCGAUAACUCCAUCUCCAGCGGGUUGGACACUCUGGCGCAGAAAUGUCCCAACCUGACGUACCUGAACCUGAGUGGGAAUCAGAUCAAGGAGCUGAGCAGCAUCGAGGGACUGCAGAACCUGAAGAACCUGAAGAGUCUGGACCUGUACAGCUGCGACAUCACGGCUGCAGACGACUACAGGGAGAACGUCUUCGAGCUGCUGCCUCAGCUGGUCUACCUGGACGGCUUCGACCAGGAGGACAACGAGGUGCCGGACUCUGAGAACGACGAGGACGAUGAAGCCGGGCCACCUGGAGAUGACGACGACGACGACGAGGAUGAGGAGGAUGAUGAAGAUGAGGACGGCUCCGAGGGAGACGAGGUGGGCCUGUCCUACCUGAUGAAGGAGGGGAUCCAGAGGAAGACGGAGCUGCCGCUCAGGGCGAGAAGAGGAAGAGAGACGCAGACGACGAAGGCGAUGACGACGACGAUGAAUAGAGGGAACAACUGGCCCCGCCCUUACCUGCUGACCCCUCCCCCAUAUUUGGCCAUUGCCUCAGAGAUGCAGACGAUCAGGAAGUCCUGGGAUCAGGUUUACAGCAGGGCUGAUGAAGUCUUUACCAUGCCAACCUGACAGGAAGCUGUGAAGGUGACCUCCAGUCUGAGCCAACUAUAUGAAAAAAAAACUGUAUUAAAAUAAAAUGCAGAAGAGAAACAAUCUGCAGCAGCAGAUCCUGGACCAGCGAGUCCUGGUUGUGACAUAAAUCUGGAUCCGGAGCGAUUAAAGUUGCUGAGGUUGUUUCUUUAAAAGCUCAAAGUUGAUUGGUUCUCUCAGACUGACCUCAUCUUCCCAGAAACUCUCCUCUUCUUCCAAUUAAACCAGUUCAGCCCUUCUAAGACCACAUUACCCACGAUCCUCAGAUCUGACUGGUAUCGAGCUCUGCUCUCUGAUUGGACGCCACUCUGGGACUUUGUAUUGGACUGUUACUGACAAGCCCCGCCCCUCUCCCUGCUGUCCGGUCGUGUAAAUAUCCGUGAAGCGGUCCCUGUAGGUUCUGUGAUGUCGUCUCUUUGAGUUCGGAGCGGACGCUCGGCUUCUCUGACGUAAUUUUAUUUUUUUAUUCCUGUCUGCUGACGGUGUGUCGCUGUAACCGGAGUGUUUUUGAAUAAAACCACUGAAACCAAAA